Messenger RNA from Thelazia callipaeda (thelaziosis nematode), 630 nucleotides. The record is from the annotation of a GenBank genome assembly. NCBI's taxonomy places the organism in Eukaryota, Metazoa, Nematoda, Chromadorea, Rhabditida, Thelaziidae.
AUGUUUGUUCUGCGCCAUCUCAGAAAUCUCGAUGCAUAUACAAAACCGUUGGAAGAUUUUCGUGUUCGAACUUUCGCUGGUGGUGCUGUGACGCUAAUAAGUAGUACAGUGAUUAUAUUUAUGUUCAUAUCAGAAACAUUGUCAUUUCUGUCGGUAGAUAUCGUCGAGCAGUUAUAUGUGGACUCCACUCCUGCUGAGCAACGAGUACAUGUCAAUUUCGACAUUACAUUUCCUCGUUUACCUUGUUCUGGUACUGACUUCGUUCUAACAAUUGACGUCAUGGAUUUAAGUGGUGACAACCAAGAUGAUAUCAAGGAUGAUGUUUAUAAAAUCAGUCUGGUUGAUGGUAAAGAAGGGAGUGAAGUGAAGCAAGGGGUCAAUGUUAAUGCAACUACGAUACAGUCGGCUGUGACUACUCAAGUUUUAUGCGGUAGUUGUUUUGGUGCAAGAAACGGGUGUUGUAAUACAUGCGAAGAAGUGAAAGAAGCGUAUGUAUUGAGAGGUUGGGAAUUAACAGAUAUUGAGUCAGUGGAGCAGUGUAAAGAGGACUCUUGGGUGCAAAAAAUGGAUGAAGGAAAAAAUGAAGGAUGUCGAGUUCAUGGCAAAGUUCAAGUUGCUAAAGGUAGAUGA